Molecule: messenger RNA, 1081 nt
Organism: Saimiri boliviensis boliviensis (Bolivian squirrel monkey)
Lineage: Eukaryota; Metazoa; Chordata; Mammalia; Primates; Cebidae
Gene: PRSS21
Product: serine protease 21
Biological process (GO): proteolysis
Molecular function (GO): serine-type endopeptidase activity
Source: RefSeq, a predicted model, not a curated record
AGGGGGCGCCAGGCCGCCGGAGAGGAGGCCAUGGGCGCUCGAGGGGCGCUUCUGCUGGCGCUGCUGCUGGCGCGAGAGGGACUCGGGAAGCCGGCGUCGCCGGAGGGGGAGCUGUUGUCAGGACCAUGCGGCCAACGGAUCAUCCAGACGCGCAUCCUGGGUGGAGGCAACGCCGAGCUCGGGCGUUGGCCAUGGCAGGGGAGCCUGCGCCUGUGGGAUUCCCACGUUUGCGGAGCGAGCCUGCUCAGCCGCCGCUGGGCACUCACGGCGGCGCACUGCUUUGACUCCUAUGGUGACCAUGGUGAUUCCUCUGGGUGGACGGUCCAGUUUGGCCAGCUGACUUCUGUGCCAUCCUUCUGGAGCCUGCAGGCCUAUUACACCCGUUACUUCGUGUCGAAUAUCUAUUUGAGCCCUCGAUACCUGGCGAAUUCACACUAUGACAUUGCCUUGGUGAAGCUGUCUACACCUGUCAUCUACACUAACAAUAUCCAGCCCAUCUGUCUCCUGGCCUCCACAUUUGAGUUUGAGAACCGGACGGACUGCUGGGUGACCGGCUGGGGGAACAUCCAAGAGGAUGAGGAGCUGCCGUAUCCUUACACCCUCCAGGAAGUGCAGGUCGCCAUCAUAAACAACACCAUGUGCAACCACCUCUUCCUAAAGUCCGAUUUCCGCACUGACAUCUUUGGAGACAUGAUUUGUGCUGGCAAUGCCCAAGGCGGGAAGGAUUCCUGCUUUGGUGACUCAGGUGGACCAUUGGCCUGUGAAAAGAAUGGAAUGUGGUAUCAGGUUGGAAUUGUGAGCUGGGGAGUGGGCUGUGGUCGGCCCUAUCGGCCCGGUGUCUACACCAAUAUCAGCGAGCACUUCGGGUGGAUCCAGAAGCUGAUGGCCCAGAGUGGCAUGGCGCGGCCAGACCCCUCCCGCCUGCUGCUCUUUCUCCCUCUUCUCUGGGCUCCCCCACUUCUGCAGCCGGCCUGAGCCCACCUGAGCCCAUGCAGGCUGGGGCCACUGCUAAGUCAGGCCCUGGUUCUCUUCUGUCUUGUUUGGUAAUAAACACAUUUGAGGUGACGCCUUGCAGAGCAUU